AUGACCCUCGAGCCGAUGGCCCUACCCAUGGCGCAGCUCCAUCGACUGCCGCCGUGGCGCGAGCUCGGUGACCGACUCAUCGACGACGACCCCGCGCUCGCACUCGCGCUCUUCCGCGUCUGCUUCUACACGCACCAUGUGCACCACGGACCCACCGCCGUCGACACACUGGACGCGCAGGUGGCUGUCGGCGAGUGUCUGAGCAAGCUGCAUGCCUACGACGCCGCGUACGACUGGCUCCACGACGCCAUGGAGCGCUUUGACGCAGCCGAGGUAGACGACACGGCCAAGAUGCACGACUGCAUGGCGACGCUGGGGCACGUGCUCUUGCAGCGCCAGGCUUUGCCGCAAGCGCGCUCGUUGCUGGAGCGUGUCGCGCUUCUGGACGAGCUCGAGGCGGGGCCGUCAGCGUUUGUGACGCUCGAGUCGCUGCUGGAGGUGGCGACCGUGUACCGGUACAUGGGCAAGUUCGAGGCGGCGAUGAACGUUGUCGUGUCGGUCGUGGCGACGGCCGAGAAGAGCUUUGAAGCGACGCGCGACGACGUGUGGGAAGACAUGCUGCACAACGGUUGGCUCGAGCUUGGCGUGCUGCACUGCUGCCUCUCGAGCAUCGAGAGUGGCUGCAAUUACAUCUUUGCUGCCUUCCAGGCGUCUUUGGAGCUCUGGGGGCCGCAGCACGACCGGCCUUGGACUGCUUUCGCCGCAUGGUGCUACUUUUCGGCGCGGCACCACCGCUUUGACGAUUGCGGGGAGGCGCGGAAGCUCGUCGCUGGCGUUUCGGAAUUGCCAGCAGCGAUUUGCGACUGGCCAUCGCGAGUGUGUGCGACGUGUGCUCACCGUAUCGCUGGCCCCGUGUACAGCACGACCUCCGAUGUGGCGUGGACGUACCUACGUUGUGGAUCGUGCGUCGCCACCCAUGUGCAUGUUGCGCCGUCGACGAUGCAUCUGCCGCCGCGCAGUGUCAGCGCCGUUGUGUCCCUCGUCUUGUAG
Messenger RNA from Saprolegnia parasitica CBS 223.65, 990 nucleotides. RefSeq lists its product as hypothetical. The coding region runs from base 1 to 990 and encodes 329 amino acids. Lineage: Eukaryota; Oomycota; Saprolegniomycetes; Saprolegniales; Saprolegniaceae. Gene Ontology annotation, molecular function: protein binding. The record is from RefSeq and is a predicted model, not a curated record. The transcript is spliced from 2 exons.